CCUCGUGUCGGGGCCGGGCGCGCGGUGCCCGCGGUGCCCGCGCGGUGCCGGGGAACCCCAGGCGGGCGGGUCGGCCUCGGGGUGGACGACGAGGCGACCCCAGGGGCCCCGAGCCUCGGCGGGCUGGUCCCUGAGCGCCCGAGCUGGAAGCUGGGGUCUGGUGAACUGGGUGGGGCCCCUACGGGGUGCGGGGAGCCCGCGGCUGCUUGGCACAGGGGUGGGGCUGGAGACGCCGUGAGUGUGCAGCGCGUGUGAGUGUGCGGGGGCGUGCGCCCCCGUGUGCGCGCGGCGUGCGCUCGCCGGGGAGGUGAGGGGACUCGGCGAUCCGGAGCGCCUCUCCCGCGGUGCGGCGGUGCGGAAGUCCAGGCGCGUUGGCGCGCACGCUGGUUCCUCCGCCGGCGUGCCCGCACCGCGGGGCAGACGGCCUCGGGGCCCCAUUGAGAAGUAGCUCUUUCCCCGGCCUGCUGCGCCUCUGGCGGCGCGCCACGGCCGCGCGCCUGGUGCGACUGCCCCGGCCAGAUAGCGCCCACGGGCGAGCCCUGAAGGUCUUAUCUCGCCGGCCCUCCUCGCCCCCACUGCAUUCCUGGGAGUGAGGUCGCCCGAGAGCCCGCAGCCCGCGCCCGCUGCGCGUCUGCGGUAUCUGGAGUAGAGCAGAAAAAAUAGUAUGCCUGUGUUCCCUUGGGACUCAUUGGACAUUGUACAGUGACAUCUUCUGGGAUUUAGUCUGGGGUGCGCAGACUGGUGCCUAAGAUGGAAGUAGAUGUUAAUGGAGAGUCCAGAAGUACCCUGGCCACCCUGCCCUUGCCUGUGGCGGAGGCAAGCUCCCCAGGAAAGGCAGAAGCAGAGAAGCCGCGCUGUUCCAGCACGCCGUGCUCGCCGAUGCGCCGGACUGUGUCGGGCUACCAGAUCCUGCACAUGGACUCUAACUAUCUGGUGGGCUUCACAACUGGUGAGGAACUCCUGAAGUUAGCCCAGAAGUGCACAGGAGGUGAAGAGAGUAAGGGAGAAGCUGUGCCUUCCAUGCGCUCCAAGCAGCUGGAUGCAGGACUUGCACGUUCCUCUCGUUUGUAUAAAACCAGAAGUAGGUACUACCAGCCAUACGAGAUUCCGGCGGUCAAUGGCAGGAGGCGAAGGCGGAUGCCCAGCUCGGGAGACAAGUGCACUAAAUCUUUACCUUAUGAACCUUACAAGGCCCUCCAUGGGCCCCUGCCUCUUUGUCUUCUUAAAGGUAAGAGGGCUCACUCCAAAUCUCUGGACUACCUCAAUCUAGAUAAAAUGAACAUCAAGGAGCCAGCGGACACCGAAGUGCUCCAGUACCAGCUUCAACACCUAACCCUCAGAGGGGACCGUGUGUUUGCUAGGAAUAACACAUGAAUGACUUAUAGAGAGUGCAGACCAGUCUAGGCCAGCCUGCGCUUGGCGGGAAAAGACCAGUCUAGGCCAGCCUGCGCUUGGCGGGAAACCCACUGUUGUACUCUGUACAGGACUCUUCAUGUUACAGAUGGUUAUAUCAGCUCAGCGUUCCUGGAACAGAAAAAUUGUUUGGAUCAGAUUUCAAAUGCAGGGAUGAAAUCACAGGUACUUUGGGGGAAAUCAUUCUAGAGCACGCAACUGCAAAGAACACAGAAUGUUGGCCGUUAGUCUGUAUAGCUUUUUAGCUAGGAAAAAAGGCUUCGGGUACAGUAAUACCAUCUUUAUGAUUCUGACACUCAAAUUGGGAAUGUUAUAUGCUUGGUUGUUGCUGACUUGGUAUGAUUCAUUAGAAAUUGAUAUCCUUAAGUACUCAAGUACUUCUUUAAUCUCUGUAUUUUACUAUAAAAUGUAUGUAAUGAUUUGUUUUACGAAAUUUAGAACUUGAACAUUGCUGAAUUGGACCACUUUUUAUUUUUAAAUAUUGAGUUUAAAGAUUUUAUAACUGGUUUUGCACUGAAAAAAUUAACAUUUCAGAUUGACAAGAGAAUAAUCUUUCUUCACUUGCCUCAAUAAUACUAUUGAGCAAUGAAUUUUUUUAUUUCCGCAUGGAAAGUUAUUGAUCUCUAUGGCUGUAAAAUAUUUCUUUAUAGCAUUAUUAAAGUGUGUCUUAAUACAAUUAAAUUUGGGAUACAAAGUAUUUAUUUUACAAUGGGUGGGGGGAAGCUUUUCCAGAAAGUUUCCAAUAUGAAGUUUUCAUAAGUUAAAAAAGUUUCCUUAGUGCUUACUUUCUAAGUUAAAAUUCAUCUGGAACUUUAAAAUGGAAAGGAUUCUUUUAAUUGUGGAUGAUAGGCAUAAUACUGUUUGCAUCUGAAUGUUCUGUAAGUGAAUGAAACUUUAAUAGAAGGACUCAUGAUUUCUACUAUCGAAUGCUUAAACUAAGUAUGAAGUGAUACCAUUCAGCAUGGCAUCGGGUCAUUCCAGUUUUAGUUCUGUGCAGCUCAAAGCGCUCAUUGAAAUUUCAGUUUCUAGGAUUAGUGUGGGAGCCUAAAGGGCUUCUACAGUUUUAAUGGGUUAAUCCUGGAUUACUUAACAAUUUAUGUCAAUUGCACUGGUUUAAUUUGUUGCUAAAGAAAUAAUGCCCUGGCUUUAGUAACAAAUACAGCUCAACUAUUCUUGAAUAUAUUUUGAGGAAAAUGUAUGUAACUUAACCUUUUGUAAAAGUUUCUAUUUUUUUUUUUCUUUUUUGACUCUUGAAGGUGCAAUUUAUUACCAAAUUGGCAUUUCUGGCAGCAUAGAACUGCUUAUUUGAAAUUUUAUUUUGGAGACUGUUUCUUAGGUGUUAGCCAUCUUGCUUAUAAAAUAAGAACACCUUUUAUUAAUGAGUGGGUCAUUCCUGGUGCAGAUAAUGACUUUUAUUUAGCCAGAAUGAAUGGCUAACUCUAUGUAGAGCAGAGUAAGUAUUAGAAAACCCUAGGAACUCUUUAAAUCAACAUUUAUUAUACUUUCACUGAGGCAAAUCAUGUGAAAGAGCCUUGGGGAAGUUGACCCAUAUCUUAAGACUGUGUUGGUCAGAUUUCUUGGUGGGCUGGAAAUUUUCAGCUGUUGUAUAUUUUAAAGUAAAUUGCACCUUUGUAACAUAUUGUAUUGACGAAUGAUCACUAAGAUUAACUAUAUCUAUACAGUCAUUAGUUUGACAAGAAAUAGAAUCCUGUCAGAUGCCAAAGAGUUGGGAUUUUUACGUUUAAUGAUUAAACACCGUUAUUUAUUGAUGAUUUACCCUGUGGAACUGUAUUAUUUCUAACUAUGAAAUAAAAGGGUGAUGUAAACACA
Prionailurus viverrinus (fishing cat) is the source of this 3243-nucleotide messenger RNA. It is a transcript of the gene MACIR, whose product is annotated as macrophage immunometabolism regulator. Bases 751 to 1374 code for a protein of 207 amino acids. Lineage: Eukaryota; Metazoa; Chordata; Mammalia; Carnivora; Felidae. The record is from RefSeq and is a predicted model, not a curated record. The transcript is spliced from 3 exons. Gene Ontology annotation, biological process: negative regulation of cytokine production involved in inflammatory response; negative regulation of fibroblast migration.